Photinus pyralis (common eastern firefly) is the source of this 2496-nucleotide messenger RNA. It is a transcript of the gene csw, whose product is annotated as tyrosine-protein phosphatase corkscrew. Gene Ontology annotation, molecular function: protein tyrosine phosphatase activity. The transcript is spliced from 12 exons. The record is from RefSeq and is a predicted model, not a curated record. Gene Ontology annotation, biological process: protein dephosphorylation. NCBI's taxonomy places the organism in Eukaryota, Metazoa, Arthropoda, Insecta, Coleoptera, Lampyridae. Bases 113 to 2059 code for a protein of 648 amino acids.
UUCAAGGUCGACAAGACGUUUAUAAUAAAACCAAGAUGGCGUGUCGUCCAAGAGACGGUUUUCAUUUUAGACCAAAUUUAUGUUUGUAGCUUUCGUUUAUUGAUAAAAUAAGAUGAGCUCAAGAAGAUGGUUCUGGCCCACAAUUACCGGGAUUGAGGCCGAAAAGCUUCUAAUGGAGAGAGGUGUCGAUUGCAGCUUUCUCGCUCGACCUAGUUCCUCAAAUAAGGGAGAUUUCACUCUGUCUGUUAGACGCAAUGGACAGGUCACGCACAUUAAGAUUCAAAAUUCCGGCGAUUUUUACGACCUGUACGGUGGCGAAAAGUUUGCCACGUUAUCGGAAUUGGUACAGUAUUAUAUGGAAAAUCAGGGCCAGUUGAAGGAAAAGAAUGGGGAAAUUAUCGAACUCAAGUAUCCUUUAAAUUGUGAAGAUCCGACGACGGAACGGUGGUUUCAUGGGCAUCUAAGCGGGAAAGAAGCGGAACGAUUAAUUCUGGAAAGAGGAAAGAAUGGUAGUUUUUUAGUGAGGGAAAGUCAAUCGAAACCCGGAGAUUUUGUGCUGUCAGUGCGUACAGACGAUCGCGUGACUCACGUGAUGAUACGAUGUCAGGACAAUUUUUACGAUGUCGGCGGAGGUGAAAAAUUUAAGAGUUUAGCGGAUCUCAUUGAGCAUUACAAAAAAAAUCCAAUGGUUGAAACUUCAGGUACGGUAGUACAUUUAAAGCAACCAUUUAACGCAACUAGAAUAAGUGCAUCCGGUAUUCAUAGUAGGGUUAAACAGUUACAGAAGGAGAAUGGGUUAACUCAUUUUGGCAAGGCCGGUUUUUGGGAGGAGUUCGAGUCGUUACAGCAGCAAGAGUCUAAGCAUUUAUAUUCUAGAAAAGAAGGUAUUAAGGCUGAAAAUAGAAAUAAAAAUAGAUAUAAAAAUAUUCUACCCUUUGAUCAUACAAGGGUAAAAUUAAAAGAUGCCGAUCCGGCGGUCGCCGGCACCGAUUACAUAAAUGCAAAUUAUAUUAAAUGGGACGAUACUUAUAGUGGAAAUGAUUUACCUAAUGAUCCCAGUGGUAAAAUGUAUAUUGCAACGCAAGGUUGCUUACCUUCAACCGUAGAUGAUUUUUGGAAAAUGGUUUGGCAAGAGAAUUGUCGUGUGAUUGUUAUGACUACCAAAGAAAUUGAAAGAGGAAAGAACAAAUGCGCCAGGUACUGGCCAGAACCAAACACAAGCAAAGAUUUCGGAAAAAUGUCCAUAAAAAACGUAGCUGAAUCCUCAACGGCCCAUUAUACUUUAAGAGAAUUCCUUGCAAAAUUGAAUAAAGUGGAACGAAAAGUUUUUCAGUAUCAUUUUCAGGCGUGGCCCGAUCACGGCGUACCUUCCGAUCCAGGAUGCGUAUUAAAUUUCCUACACGAAGUUAAUAAACGACAAGAGUCGUUGGCGCAAGAGCUGCCAACCGAUCAGCCACCUGGCGCUAUUUUAGUUCACUGCUCGGCCGGUAUAGGCCGUACUGGAACGUUUAUUGUUAUUGACAUGAUUUUGGACCAAAUAAAGAAAAAUGGAUUUGACUGUGAAAUUGAUAUACAACGUACAAUACAAAUGGUAAGAUCUCAAAGAUCUGGUAUGGUACAGACUGAAGCUCAGUAUAAAUUUGUGUACUUAGCGGUACAACACCAUAUAGAAACUAUUACGGAACGCAUGAAAGCCGAACAGAAAUCAAUUCAAUUAGGUAGAGAGUAUACAAAUAUUAGGUAUAGCAACGAUACAAACAGUCUUCCGAAUAGUAAUUUGUCUUCAAGUUUGAGUGGUAUUGGAAGUACAACAACAUUGAACCGUUCAGUGCUUAACUUACCGUAUAGUCCUUCUAUAGUUACACCUCCCGUUGUGUUACGGUCUGAAAGCAAAAAGCAACCGAGGGCUGUGUCUGAUAUACAACUGCCUAGGCCGCCAGAAGAUUUACCACGGCCUACGAUAUAUGAAAACAUUCCUGUAAAAGAAAGAAAACUGAUCAAUAAUUCUACUGUAGUUUGUGUAACACAACCCCCGCCUCCGCCGCCCAGAAAAACGUGACGCAAGCUUAUUCUGCUGCAAUAGCCACACCUAAACGCUUUACAACGUUUUAAGCAGAUUACAAUAUUUAUAAAUCGUUUUACCUGCACCUAAUCAGAUAUUUUUCCUUUCUUACGUUAUACACCCGUUGUGAAUGCGCUUUAAACACAGAUAAUUUUGGGAUAUUUAUUAUGCCCAUACGCACCGUAAAAAUUAAGCAACAAAAUGUGAUGCCGUCGCUGCUUAAAUUUGGCGGUGCCUAUGGCCUUUAGUUGCUUAUCUUAGUACUCAGCUUAGUGUAUAAAUUUAUUCAGUGAGAGGUUUCUUAAUUGUGCCCGAUUGCUUCUUCCAAUUAUUAUGGUGCACUGUUUGUUGCGAAAGACAAAUAUAUUGCUGUGAAUUAUUUCAGAAUCGGUUAUCACACCUUCGAGAGAACUACCCGAGUUGAAUUGAACGAA